Molecule: messenger RNA, 453 nt
Organism: Saccoglossus kowalevskii
Lineage: Eukaryota; Metazoa; Hemichordata; Enteropneusta; Harrimaniidae
Source: RefSeq, a predicted model, not a curated record
AUGAAGGUUCUUAUAAUUGUAUGUGCACUCAGUGUAAGCCUUGUUAUGGUUCAAGGAGCCUGUCCCGCUGGAUUUACGUAUUGGGCUGACAAUGGUUACUGUUACAGAUACAUUUCGAGUCCCGCUGUUUUUCCUGCCGCUGAUAGUUACUGUGCAAGCCUAGCUUUAGGGUGUAAAUUGGCGUCAAUUCAUUCAUUGCCAGAAGAAGGAUUCGUUAAUAAAAUAGCCCAAACGACCGGAAAUUACUGGAUUGGACUAAAUGACGUAUUAGAGGAAAACAGCUGGGUGUGGACGGAUGGUUCUGCUGCAGUGUGGAAACAUUGGGAUUGUAGCCAGCCUAAUGGAGGAACGGCAUCCAAUUGCGUUGCUGGUAAUUACGGGUCCAGCGACCGAUGGAGGGAUACCACUUGUGAAGCCUCGCUUCCUUAUGUUUGUAAAGUUAAAGCAAUGUAA